AUGAAAAACUUUAAUCAAAUAUUUUUAUUAUUUAUUUUAAUAGCGGUUAUCGCUAUUGGUAAAUCAAAUUCAGCAAAAAUCACAAGUUAUUCAGUUAUUAGUCAAUCAUAUUAUACCGAAAAUCCAAAUAAUCCAUCAGAAACUGGUUGUAAUACUGUAUUUGAUUUAACAUUUAAUUAUGAAUAUGGAUUAAAUAUUAUUUUCACAUCAGUUGUAUCAGAUGAACCCAAUUUGGUUUUAUUAUCAUCAAGUACUAUUGUUUCAAAUUCAACUUUAAGUACAUUUAGAUUAACUUCAAGAAUUAAAGUACCUGGGUUAGUUACUGCCACAUUUACUGGAAAGUAUAAUACAAAUACAAACUCAAAAAUUAAAGGUGAUAUUGGAAUAACAUGUUUACUCCAACCAACACCAACUGACUUACAUAUUUCUGUACCAAGCAAUCAAUCAACUCCAAUUAAUAGAAAAGGACAAAAUACUUUUGAUGUUGCAAUUUUAGUUGGCCAACCACCAACAGACUCACUUAAUUUUAAAAUUAAAAAUGAAGUAUCAUCACCAUUCACAUUAUCAUAUGAUCAAUUUUCAAAUAAUAAGUUUAUACUAAAAUUUGAACUUGAAUAUCCAACACAAAUAACUGAUAAUCCAUCAAUUGAAAUUGAACCACAAUCAACAAGUGGUUCAACUAUUACAAAGUAUAAAACAUUUUUUGUUUAUCCAUUAAUUAAAAAAUCAUUAAAUAGUAAUUUUAUAAAUGGAGCAAUUUAUCCAACAUCAUCUAGUACAAUUGAAUCCAAAGAAGUCUUUGCAUAUUCAACAUUUCAAUCUUUAUCUGAUGAUGGAGAAUCAGUACCAACAUUUUUUGAUGGAUUAGGAUCAAUGAGUGUUGCUUUUCCAGUUGGAAGUUCUUCAUCAAAUUCAAAUUUUUUAGCAAUAAUUAAACCAAUUAGGUCUUCAUCUUAUUCAAAUUUAACAUUAUUAUUAACAAAUGAAAAUUUAGUAGUUUCUGAAUUUAAACCAUGGAUCGAAUCAAAAACUUUAACAUUUGACAAUAAUAAUUCUCCAAUAGUUAUUGGAAAUUAUUAUUUCUCAAAAUUAUCAUGGGCAGAUGCUACAACAGGAUUACCAAUUGAUUAUAAGAUAGAUACAUUAUCAAAAAGUGUUGAACAAAAAUAUAUGCCAUAUUGGUGUAUUGAGUCAUUUAAUUCAGCAACUUAUCAAACUACAUUUUCACAUUCUUUAAUGGUACCAAAUGGAUUUGAAGCAUCAACUUUCAAUUUAAUGGGUGUUACAUUCUUUAAUAAAACAUCACAUAUUAGUUAUACAAGUUUACCAAAUUCAAUUAAUUCUCAGCCACCAGUUAUCACUGAUAUCAUAUUAAAAAGUUCAUCUAAAGUUCUUGGAUUUUCAAUAACAAGUGAUCAAACAUUUAGUCAUUUAAUCAUUAAUGAUAAAUUAAUAAUGACUGCAAUUAAUAUUGUAAAUGGUAAUUUAAAAAAUGGUUACUUUGAAUUAUCAAUUAAUAAUAAUUUCAUAAAAUCAAUGUCAAAAUCACCAUUCACUAUUAAAACUUGUAAUGUUUUAUUUAGUUGUUCAGAAUUUCAAUAUAAUUCAACAGAUUAUAAUACUCAAUUUCCAAGUUUAUCUUUACCACAAUAUGAAAAAUUAUCAUUUAGUGAUAUAAAAUCAAUUAGUUUCUUAAAAAAUGAUAUUAAUACUACAAAUUCAAUAAUUAAUAAUUCAAUUUAUUUAGAAAGUGAUUCAAUAAAUUCAUUGGAGGCAGAUACAAUAUUAUUUAAAUUGGAUGAUUAUAAUCAUAAUGAAUUUAAAGCAUUUAGUUGGAAUUCUCAAUUGAAUUUAUUCCAAUGUAAUUUUAGUAUACCAGCAAAUUAUUAUUCAGGUUUAAUUUUUUAUUCAAUUUUAUUUGAUGAUUAUGAAUAUAGUUAUUCAAGUUUGUUGAGUUUAUUUGGACCAAGUUCAACAACAUUAAGAGUUUCAUCCACUACUCCUGAUAUGAUGCCACCAAUCGUUGCUUCAGUAACAUCAAAACCAAGUACAACAAUUGUAUUAAGUUCAAGUAAUUAUCAACAAAAUGAAUUUGGUUGGGAUAUUGUUAUUGAAGAGGGUGUUAAUGGAUUUGAUCAUGGUGAAUUCAAUAUAACUAGUAAAUUCGAUACAAUUGGUUACCAAUUUAAAUUUACUCAAUCAGAUUUAGUUAAUGGUAAUUUACUUAAAAUUAGAAUUAAACAACCAGAUAUUGUUUGUUUAACACAAGAAUAUUCAAUUACAUCUGCUUAUUUAGUUGAUAAACAAGGUUAUAAAACAUCAUCAUCAUCAUCAUCAUCAUCAUCAUCAUCAUCAUCAUCUAAAUCAUCUAAAUCAGAGAUCUCUGCAUUAUUCAAAGUUUCAAAUUCAAACCAAUUAACAAUUAAAGUUCAAUGUCCAGAUAGUAAUGGUAGUGGUUAUAAUAGUACAAAUAUUGAUUCUAUUCUACCUUAUUUAUCAUCAUUUUCAAUUAAUUCAAAUAUUAGUUAUAUGGAUAUUCAAAAUCAAGUUUUAUCAAUUGCUUUCCAAAUUAAAGAUAAUGAAAGUGGUUUAUCCACUAGACAUAAUCCAACUAUUUACUUGGAAGAUACACUUGGUAAUAUUAUUUUUAGUACAGUUGGUAGUGGUAUGGUUGUAUUGGAAAGUAGCUCACAUUCAAGAUCUUAUAAAUGUAAUAUUACAUUACCAUUUGGUUUUGGUUUCCCUGGUGGUGUUUCAGUUUCAAUCUAUGGUAUUGUAGAUAAAUUUAUGAAUGCCAAAGGUUAUAGUUCAACAAGUUUAAAACAAACCGUUGACAUUAUUAAUGGUGGUGAUACUUCAAAAUUCAAUCCAAUCGUUGAUACACCAUACAAUGAAACUUCUCCAUUAGCACCAUAUAUCCCUCAACCAAUUUAUAAUUCACAAUCAAAAACUUUACAAUUUGUUAUUUAUGGUUCAUUUGUUGGCUUAAAACCAAGUGAUAUCAUUGUUAAAGUUUCAAAAAAGAAAUCAACAACAAAUACUCCAAUUUUAAUAAGAACUUUAUUAUCAAAUAGUGAUGAUAGUGAUGAUGGUGAUUUCCCUUACACUGUAGUUGAAAUGACAGAUUCUAAAGUUGUUUUAAAUGUUAAUAUUACUGAUGCAGCUAAUGAUUUAGAUGCUGAAUCUUUAGAUGUUAGUUUUUUAAUUGGUGAUCAAACUCCAAUUCUUUACAAUAUUGAAAAUCCAGCUAUUGUCACAACUUCUGGUGCUUCUUCAACCUCUCUAACAACAGUAACAACAGGCACUUCUCAAACAACAAGUACUUCUCAAACAACGGGUGGCACUACCAAUGGUGCUUCAACUACUGAUGGUUCAGCAACUGGUGAUUCUACAACAUCAGCAUCAACAGUAACAACAUCACCAACCUCAACUACUGAUGGCAGUCAAACAACAUCACCAACCUCAACUACUGAUGGCAGUCAAACAACAUCACCAACCUCUACCUCGGGUGAUUCUACAACAUCAGCAUCUACAACAACACCAACUUCAACUACAACAGGUGGUUCAUCUACUGCAACAUCAACAUCAAGUGGUGGGUCAUCAUCAACAUCAACAUCAACAUCAUCAUCAUCAUCAUCAGUUCCAGAUUGUUCAAGUUUAUCAAAUUGUGGUGGUUCAAGUCAAGGUAAUUGUGUUGCAGAUAAUACAUGUAGUUGUAUUAACUCAUGGAUUGGAGUAGAUUGUAAUUCUAAACCAUUAAAAGGUGUAUCAAUAAAUGUUAAUCCAAAUGCACCAAGUGCUUCAUUAGAUCAAGAUGAUGGAUCAGGUGUUAAAUUAUCAAGUUUAAUUAAUCUUUACCAAAUUAGAGAAAUUGAUUCAGUUACAAAUAAAAUAAUUUAUCAAUAUGAUUUACAAGAUAAAUGGGUACCAGUAAAACAAGCAUCACCAAUACCAAAUACAUUUAUUUAUUCAAAUACAUUAUCAAAUGCUAAAAGUUCAGUUAUUUAUGCAAAAAUUGCAAUUUAUGAUAAACAAUCAACAUUUGAAUUUGCAGGUCAACAAUAUUCAAUUAAUCCAAAUUCAAUUAAAUUUACAAUUAAUAUUACAAAUUAUAAAGUUGAUAAUGUAUUAAAUAAUUUAGAAUUGAUUAUGCAAGCACAAUUAAAUUCAUCACAAACUGAUGAUAUUUGUUCAAAGAAAGAAGUUGUCAAAGGAAGUGGUUCAGAUCAAUUAUCAGUUCAAUUAAAUAAUAAAUCAUUAUAUUGUAGAUUUUUAAAUAGUGCAUUAUUAGAUGGAGUUACAGUUGUCAAUAAUUUAACUCAUGUAGAUUUAAAUUCAGAACUUCAAGCAUUGGUUGAACCAAAUUCUGGUCAAUAUUACUAUGGUAUUGUUUUACCAGUUUUUGAAAACUUUGUUUUAAUAGACCCAGAUUUUUCUUUACUUUUACAAUCGAAUUCAGUUUCAAGUGAAGAUGGUUUAUGUACAGGUGGUGGAGGUAGUGUAAAAGUAUUAAAUGGUGGACAAAUAGCUGGUAUUGUUAUUGGUGGUGUUGCUUUCGUUGCGAUUGCUGGUAUUGCUAUCUCUACCUUUGUUUUUAGAACUCAUCGUUUCAGUUCAAUGACAAUGUCAAUCAGAAGUUGGAAUGCUAAAAGACGUCAUUCAAAAUCUUUCAAAUUAAAGAAUUUCCAAUAA
Messenger RNA from Dictyostelium discoideum AX4, 4692 nucleotides. Its product is annotated as EGF-like domain-containing protein. The record is from RefSeq and is a predicted model, not a curated record. Bases 1 to 4692 code for a protein of 1563 amino acids. The transcript has 5 exons. NCBI's taxonomy places the organism in Eukaryota, Evosea, Eumycetozoa, Dictyosteliales, Dictyosteliaceae.